CCCUCUCUCUCUGCCCUUCACCCCACUCAUGCUCUCUCUAUCUCUCUCAAAAUAAAUAAAUAAACUUUAAGAAAUGUGCAAAAAGUACAUAAAUAGAGUAUAAGAAAUGAGUUGUGUUCGAGACAGGGGACAGAGGCAGAACUGGGUAACCUCUGAGCCACCAAAGCAGAAAGGAGCACAGAAAAUGUGUGAUGACAAUUCAGGAGCAUGUAUUUUCUGGUGGAUGAGGGAAGGCUUCAUGGAGGAGAGGGCACAUGAGCUGGCACUUUUCAACAGGUAAGUUUUAGAGGGGAAGAGUUGGAACAGAGAUGUCCUGGAGACCUAGAAGCCCAGUUAUCAGGUAAUUAUAGUAGGACAGGUGGCGAGGAGAACAGAGAUAGUGAGGUAAUUGGGGGAUGGAGAGGAGGGAGGAGUGUUAAGGAUAACUGCUUAAAUGGGGACAAGUCAAAGGGGGAGCGAAGUGUUGUGAGUCUGGGUAAUUAGAGGGAGAGUAAUGAACCCAGCUCUUCCUGAAAGCUCCCCCAAAAGGGUGAUGGUGCCUUGGCCUUCUGAGAUGGGGAGGUAGAGCUCUGCUGGGUGUUCUGAUCCAGGACCACCUCAUGAAGCUUGAAAUGGCCAAGUCAUGCUGCUGUGCUCUGAAGAUCAUAGAGGACCUGGGAGCAUCACCAUGAAAAGGCUGGUCGGGCACCUGCACACCCCAGCCCAGUUUCAUCUUUCCUUCAUCAAACACUCCAUGUGCUUCUACUCUGUGCCAGGUGGUGCUGGGAAACCAAUCUGGGUGACCUUACGGUGCAAACAGAUCUCCAUUAGGCAGGCUCAAAAAAUCUCAUAUUAAGAAGGAGGAUUUCCUGGGGCCUCUGGAUGGGUCAGUCUGUUAAGCAUCUGACUCUUGAUUUCAGCUCAGGUAGUGGUCUCACGGUUUGUGAGAUUGAGCCAGGAGUCAGGUUCCACACCGGCAGCACGGAGCCUGCUUGGGAUUCUCUCUCUCUCUCUCUGUCUCUGUCUCUCUCUCUCUCUCUGUCUCUGUCUCUCUCAAAAUGAUUUAAAAAAAAAAAGAAGCUUUCCUGAUUACUACUUCUACACUGCUUCUUACAGUGUGACAAAGUGUUAUAGAGAAACAUACAGGAAGGGGGGUAGUUGGCUCUGUCUGGGGAUCAGGGAAGGCUUCCCCAAGGAGGUGAAUCUUCAGCUGAAGCUUUCAGAUUGAGGAGGACCUCCUCCAGUUGUGGGAGUUGAUAUUUCAGGUGAAGGGAACAGCUCUCCCCCAUGAGUCCUGCUGGAAUUCAGACUUCUCCCAGAGCUACCAAAAAAACAUCAUGCGGGGAAAUAAUUUUUCCAGUCUCCUGCAGGGGUCGCUGCUGCCCCAGGCUGAGGCUGCCACCUCUCGACUGCCCCAGUUCUUUCCAACUGAACUCAGAGUCUGUCUUUGCUGGGGUAGUAGUGAGGUACACUCUGGACCUGCUUCUAUCGAAGGAGUGGGCUCAGGGGUAGCAGUCCCCCCUGAAGCCUGAAGAAAUCAUCUGAGCUCUGUCAAUGGCACUUGGGGGGAGGGGUGUAGUAGGUACAGAUAUUUUUCUGUCUCUGGGUCACCACAAGUUUAUUAAAAUAAAAGCAACUGUGGGUAAAUGCUGCCAUCUGUGCUGCCCCCCCCCCAACAAAUCAGGCCCCAGACUAGACGCAGCGGUUGAAGCUGCUUUAAAACACCCCAAGGACUUAACUGAAAACCCACACUCCCCAUGCUUCUGGGGCUUAAGAUCUUGAGCUCAUUCCUCAGUAUCUCUCCUCAGGAAGGUGGGGUGGGCUGCCCCGUGAGGUGGAGGUGAAGACCCCUGAGUCUGCUCCACAGACUGAGAGGCCCCCUAAGCCUAGAGCCCUGCUGCGGGGCUCUGUGCCAAGAGCCCCCGUGAGCCAUGGCCUCGAAAGGGCAGCGGUGAUUUUUUUCACAUAAAUAUAUCGCACUUAAAUGAGUUUAGACAGCAUGACAUCAGAGAGUAAUUAAAUUGGUUUGGGUUGGAAUUCCGUUUCCAAUUCCUGAGUUCAGGUUUGUAAAAGAUUUUUCUGAGCACCUGCAGGCGUAUGUGUGUGUGUGUGUAUGUGUGUGUGUGUGUGUGAAGUAUUUUCACUGGAAAGGAUUCAAAACUUAAAAAAAAAAAAAAAAACUGGAGCACACAGGCAGCAUUACGCCAUUCUUCCUUCUUGGAAAAAUCCCUCAGCCUUAUACAAGCCUCCUUCAAGCCCUCAGUCAGUUGUGCAGGAGAAAGGGGGCGGUCGGCUUUCUCCUUUCAAGAACGAGUUAUUUUCAGCUGCUGACUGGAGACGGUGCACGUCUGGAUACGAGAGCAUUUCCACUAUGGGAUUGGAUACAAACACACACCCGGCAGACUUAAAGAGUCUCAGACUGAGGAGAAAGCCUUUCCUUCUGCUGCUACUGCUGCUGCCGCUGCUUUUGAGGGUCCACUCCUUUCAUGGUUUUUCCUGCCAAACCAGAGGCACCUUCGCUCCUGCCGCCGUUCUCUUUGGUGUCAUUCAGCGGCUGGCCAGAGGAUGAGACUCCCCAAACUCCUCACUUUCUUGCUUUGGCACCUGGCUUGGCUGGACCUGGAAUUCAUCUGCACUGUGUUGGGUGCCCCUGACUUGGGCCAGAGACCCCAGGGGGCCAGGCCAGGAUUGGCCAAAGCAGAAGCCAAGGAGAGGCCCCCUCUGGCCCGGAGCAUCUUUAGGCCAGGGGGUCACAGCUAUGGUGGGGGGGCCACCAAUGCCAGGGCAAAGGGGGGCACCGGGCAGACAGCAGGCCUGACACAGCCCAAGAAGGAUGAACCCAAAAAGCUGCCCCCCAGAUCGGGUGGCCCUGAACCCAAGCCAGGACACCCUUCCCAGACAAGGCAGGCUGCAACGCGGACUGUGACCCCAAAAGGACAGCUUCCUGGGGGUAAGUCACCCCCAAAGGCAGGAUCUGUCCCCAGCCCCUUCCUGCUGAAGAAGGCCAGGGAGACUGGGCCCCCUCAAGAGCCCAAGGAGCCGUUCCGCCCGCCCCCCAUCACACCCCACGAGUACAUGCUCUCGCUGUACAGGACGCUGUCCGAUGCUGACAGAAAGGGAGGCAACAGCAGCGUGAAGUUGGAGGCUGGCCUGGCCAACACCAUCACCAGCUUUAUUGACAAAGGGCAAGAUGACCGAGGUCCUGUGGUCAGAAAGCAGAGGUACGUGUUUGACAUUAGUGCCCUGGAGAAGGAUGGGCUGCUAGGGGCCGAGCUGCGGAUCUUGCGGAAGAAGCCCUCAGACGCGGCCAAGCCAGUGGCCCCCGGCAUCAGGCGGGCUGCCCAGCUGAAGCUGUCCAGCUGCCCCAGCGGCCGGCAGCCGGCAGCCUUGCUGGAUGUGCGCUCCGUGCCAGGCCUGGACGGAUCUGGCUGGGAGGUGUUCGACAUCUGGAAGCUCUUCCGAAACUUUAAGAACUCAGCCCAGCUGUGCCUGGAGCUGGAGGCCUGGGAACGGGGCCGGGCCAUGGACCUCCGUGGCCUGGGCUUCGACCGGGCUGCCAGGCAGGUCCACGAGAAGGCCCUGUUCCUGGUAUUUGGCCGCACCAAGAAACGGGACCUGUUCUUUAAUGAGAUUAAGGCCCGCUCCGGCCAGGAUGAUAAGACUGUGUAUGAGUACCUGUUCAGCCAGCGGCGAAAAAGGAGGGCCCCACUGGCCACGGGCCAGGGCAAACGGCCCAGCAAGAACCCCAAGGCCCGCUGCAGUCGGAAGGCACUGCAUGUCAACUUCAAGGACAUGGGCUGGGAUGACUGGAUCAUCGCGCCCCUUGAGUAUGAGGCCUUCCACUGUGAAGGGCUAUGUGAGUUCCCCUUGCGCUCCCAUCUGGAGCCCACGAACCAUGCAGUCAUCCAGACCCUGAUGAACUCCAUGGACCCUGAGUCCACGCCACCGACCUGCUGUGUGCCCACACGACUGAGUCCCAUCAGCAUCCUCUUCAUUGACUCUGCCAACAACGUGGUCUAUAAGCAGUAUGAGGACAUGGUUGUGGAGUCUUGUGGCUGCAGGUAGCAGCACUAGCCUUCUGUCUUCCUGGCUGGCACAUCCAGGAUGCUGGUCACAAGAGCCCCUCCCUGCACUCCCAGAAUCAGAGAAGUCGGGAAAAUACAGCCGGGACGUCUACACAGCCUGCACGAAAGGGGAUUCCAACAGCCUUGCUCUUACUCUCUGAGUGGGACUGGGUUAGAGAUUCCUUUCUAGCCACAAGUCCCCUUGUCUGAAGAUUUCUGCCCUUCUGCUGCUCUGACUGCCGGGACAGACCCAGGGAGACAGACUGAAUGGGACUGAAACCCAGGAGAUCUUGUUUUCCCCUGAGACCCAGCCCACACUUCUCCUUACUUGGGCCUUGUUGGCUUCUGGACUCUCCAGGGAGGGCUCCUCUCGGGAAAGCCACACCUGCCAUCCCCACCUUGAAUCACCAUUGUGCCUGGUGACUUUCUGCCCCUGGGGCAGAUGAGAUGCUGAUUGGGCAGGGGUGGGCAAGACGGGGAGAGGGCUCGGGCAGGGGUGAGGAGUGUGAGGCUGUUAGACUGUUAGAUUAAAAUGUACAUUGAUGAGAUAAAAAGCAAAACUGUUACCAAAACGGUGGCAAAUUUCUUGUUUACUCCAGGGGACCCAGUGACCUCCUCAAAGCAUGACUGACCCAUGGAGGGGAGGUGGGUUGCCUGAAGCAAAUCAGGACAGACAGUAUAAGCUGAGUAGGGCCAAUGCUACCUCUAACCCCACUCCUGUUCCUUCCAAAGGCCUUUUGGUCUGGAUCUCCAUCUGCUUCUCCGGGGUCUGGCAACAGACUUAGGUUUUCUUUUUGACAUUCUUCAAUCAAGCUUAUUGUCUCCUAAAUGGAACCCUACAUGGGAGGGAAAUUGGGGGUUUCAUUUCCUCUAAAAUCAUCCCUACCUCAUUCACUACCUGCCCCCCUCCCCAUAUACUCACAGAAUCCACUGGCCACCAUUUAGAGGGCCCUCUACCUUUCCGUGGGGAACCUGGGCUGCCAGAGAUCUCCUCCCCUGUUGAGGCAUCUUCUUUUUGCCACUGACCACUGUUUCUUGAAUGAUCUUCUGUAGCUCCACUACCCUCCAGCUUAGCACCUUUAUCACUCCUCCCCGCUCAUCCAUCACUUACUACCCAUCACCCCAGCUCCAGAAACAGAGCUGGAGUCCUUCCCCUUUACAUUUUAUAUUAUACAAGUACAUAAUUAUACAUUUGAUAAGCAACCUCCCCACUAA
This is a messenger RNA of Felis catus (domestic cat), 5258 nucleotides long. It is a transcript of the gene GDF5, whose product is annotated as growth differentiation factor 5. The transcript is spliced from 2 exons. Bases 2545 to 4044 code for a protein of 499 amino acids. NCBI's taxonomy places the organism in Eukaryota, Metazoa, Chordata, Mammalia, Carnivora, Felidae. The record is from RefSeq and is a predicted model, not a curated record. Gene Ontology annotation, molecular function: growth factor activity; cytokine activity. Gene Ontology annotation, biological process: BMP signaling pathway; SMAD protein signal transduction. Gene Ontology annotation, cellular component: extracellular region.